Molecule: messenger RNA, 5544 nt
Organism: Sorex araneus (European shrew)
Lineage: Eukaryota; Metazoa; Chordata; Mammalia; Eulipotyphla; Soricidae
Gene: SMC2
Product: structural maintenance of chromosomes 2
Exons: 25
Coding region: 244-3816 (1190 amino acids)
Biological process (GO): chromosome organization
Cellular component (GO): chromosome
Molecular function (GO): ATP hydrolysis activity; protein binding; ATP binding
Source: RefSeq, a predicted model, not a curated record
UUCAAAGGAAUAAAUAUUUCCGGCGCCGCUGCUAAGGCGCGGGGCAAGUGUUGUAGCUGCUAUGGAAGGAUUCGCUACCUAGCACUCGAAGGCGGGCAGGGUCGGCGGGCUGAACGCCCGCGUGCCCAGGAAGAGCUCCGGGAGCGCGUCCAGACCUGGCAGCCUGUGCACUAGGGAGACGGAGCUACUUCGUGGCUUGUUUAAUUCCCAGUAGAGGUUUAUCUUUCCACAUCAGUAGUGAAAAUGCAUAUUAAGUCAAUCAUUCUGGAGGGAUUUAAGUCCUAUGCACAGAGGACAGAAGUCAAUGGUUUUGACCCACUCUUCAAUGCCAUCACUGGUUUAAAUGGUAGCGGAAAAUCCAACAUAUUGGAUUCUAUCUGUUUCUUGUUGGGCAUCUCCAACCUGUCUCAGGUUCGGGCUUCAAAUUUACAGGAUUUAGUUUACAAAAAUGGUCAGGCUGGCAUUACGAAAGCCUCAGUGUCAAUCACCUUUGAUAAUUCUGACAAAAAGCAAAGUCCUUUAGGAUUUGAAGUACAUGAUGAAAUUACAGUAACAAGGCAGGUGGUUAUUGGUGGCAGAAAUAAAUACUUAAUCAAUGGAGUAAAUGCAAAUAAUACCAGAGUACAGGAUCUAUUCUGUUCUGUUGGUCUUAAUGUUAACAACCCUCACUUUCUCAUCAUGCAGGGUCGAAUCACAAAAGUACUGAAUAUGAAACCCCCAGAGAUUUUAUCCAUGAUAGAGGAAGCAGCUGGAACCAGGAUGUAUGAAUAUAAAAAAAUAGCUGCCCAGAAAACCAUAGAAAAAAAGGAGGCUAAACUGAAAGAAAUUAAGACGAUACUUGAAGAAGAGAUUACUCCUACUAUUCAAAAAUUAAAAGAGGAAAGAUCAUCUUAUUUGGAGUACCAAAAAGUAAUGAGGGAGAUAGAACAUUUGAGUCGUUUAUAUAUUGCUUAUCAGUUUUUGCUGGCUGAAGAUACCAAAGAUCGCUCAGCCGAGGACUUAAAAGAAAUGCAGGAUAAAAUUACAAAACUUCAAGAAGAGUUAUCUGAAAAUGAUAAAAAAAUAAAAGCACUUAGUCAUGAAAUCGAAGAACUGGAAAAAAGGAAAGAUCAGGAAAUUGGUGGCAUACUCCGAUCUUUGGAAGAUGCUUUUACAGAAGCUCAGCGAGUUAAUACUAAAUCUCAAAGUGCCUUUGAUUUAAAGAAGAAAAAUCUGGCUAGUGAAGAGAACAAACGUAAAGAACUGGAGAAAAAUAUGGUUGAGGAUUCAAAAACUUUAGCAGCAAAAGAAAAAGAGGUGAAAAAGAUAACAGAUGGACUGAAUGCCCUUCAGGAAGCGAGCAGUAAAGAUGCGGAAGCUUUGGCUGUGGCACAGCAGCACUUUAAUGCUGUUUCCGCUGGCCUUUCCAGCAAUGAAGAUGGAGCAGAAGCAACUCUUGCUGGUCAAAUGAUGACCUGUAAAAAUGACAUAAGUAAAGCUCAGACAGAAGCCAAACAGGCCCAGAUGAAGUUGAAACAUGCCCAACAAGAAUUAAAGACCAAACAAGCUGAAGUAAAGAAAAUGGAUAGUGGUUACAGGAAAGAUCAAGAUGCCUUAGAAACUGUGAAGAAACUUAAAGAAAAACUUGAAAUUGAAAUGAAAAAACUAAAUUAUGAAGAAAAUAAAGAGGAGAACCUCCUAGAAAGGCGCAGGCAGCUGUCUCGUGAUAUCAGUAGGUUGAAGGAAACAUAUGACUCUCUUUUGGCCAGAUUCCCCAAUCUUCGAUUUGCAUACAGGGACCCAGAGAAGAACUGGAAUAGAAAUUGUGUGAAAGGACUUGUGGCUUCCCUGAUUAGUGUGAAAGACACUUCUGCAACCACAGCUUUGGAAUUGGUGGCUGGGGAAAGACUCUACAAUGUUGUUGUAGAUACAGAGAUUACUGGGAAAAAACUACUGGAAAAGGGGGAACUGAAGCGUCGAUACACAAUAAUUCCACUCAAUAAAAUUUCAGCCAGAUGUAUUGCUCCAGAAACUCUGAGGAUUGCUCAAAAUCUUGUGGGCCCCAACAAUGUUCAUGUGGCUCUUUCACUUGUGGAAUACAAACCAGAACUGAAGAAAGCAAUGGAAUUUGUCUUUGGAACGACUUUUGUUUGUGACAGUAUGGAUAAUGCAAAAAAAGUGGCUUUUGAUAAAAGAAUAAUGACUCGAACUGUAACUCUAGGAGGUGAAGUGUUUGAUCCGCAUGGGACAUUAAGUGGAGGUGCUCGAUCUCAGGCAGCUUCAACUUUAACGAAAUUUCGAGAACUCAAAGAUGUUCAAGAUGAGCUGAGGAUCAAGGAGAAUGAGCUACAGGCUUUAGAAGAAGAAUUAGCAGGUCUUAAAAACACAGCUGAAAAAUAUCGCCAACUAAAGCAGCAGUGGGAAAUGAAAACUGAGGAAGCAGAUAUAUUACAAACCAAGCUCCAGCAAAGCUCAUAUCAUAAGCAACAAGAAGAAUUAGAUGCUCUUAAAAAAAUCAUUGAGGAAAGUGAGGAAACAUUAAAGAACACCAAAGAAGUUCAACAAAAGGCAGAAGAAAAAUAUGCAAUACUAGAGAAUAAAAUGAAAAAUGCAGAGGCCGAAAGAGAGAAAGAACUGAAAGAUGCACAGAAAAAACUAGAUAAUGCCAAAACGAAAGCAGAUGCUUCUAGCAAGAAAAUGAAAGAAAAACAGCAGGAAGUUGAAGCUAUCACUCUGGAACUGGAAGAGCUCAAAAGAGAGCAUAUAUCGUAUAAACAACAGCUUGAAGCUGUAAAUGAAGCUAUCAAAUCCUAUGAAGGUCAGAUUGAAGUAAUGGCUGCUGAAGUAGCUAAAAAUAAGGAGGCAGUGACUAAAGCUCAAGAAGAAGUAGCCAAGCAAAAAGAAGUGAUAACAGCACAAGACCAUGUCAUUAAAAAUAAGUAUUCAGAAGUAGCAAAACAUAAGGAGCAAAACAAUGAUUCACAACUUAAAAUUAAGGAACUGGAUCACAACAUCAGUAAGCAUAAACGAGAAGCUGAGGAUGCUGCUGCAAAGGUAUCCAAGAUGUUGAAAGAUUACGAUUGGAUUAAAGCUGAAAAGCACCUCUUUGGCCAACCAAAUAGUGCUUAUGAUUUCAAAAAUAAUAACCCCAAAGAAGCCGGUCAGAGACUUCAAAAGUUGCAAGAAAUGAAGGAGAAAUUAGGGAGAAAUGUCAACAUGAGAGCUAUGAACGUACUGACAGAGGCUGAAGAGCGGUAUAAUGACUUGAUGAAAAAGAAAAGAAUUGUAGAAAAUGACAAAUCCAAAAUCCUUGCAACUAUUGAAGACCUUGACCAGAAGAAAAACCAAGCCCUCAAUAUUGCCUGGCAAAAGGUGAACAAGGAUUUUGGAUCUAUUUUUUCUACUCUUUUGCCUGGUGCUAAUGCGAUGCUUGCACCACCAGAGGGGCAAACUGUGUUGGAUGGUCUGGAGUUCAAGGUUGCUUUAGGAAAUACUUGGAAGGAAAACCUAACUGAACUUAGUGGUGGUCAGAGGUCUUUAGUGGCUUUGUCACUGAUAUUGUCCAUGCUCCUGUUCAAACCUGCCCCAAUUUAUAUCCUGGAUGAGGUGGAUGCAGCCUUGGAUCUGUCUCAUACCCAGAAUAUUGGACAAAUGCUGCGUACCCAUUUCACACAUUCUCAGUUCAUUGUGGUGUCUCUAAAAGAAGGAAUGUUCAACAAUGCAAAUGUCCUUUUCAAAACCAAGUUUGUGGAUGGUGUUUCUACAGUUGCUAGAUUUACUCAGUGUCAGAAUGGAAAGGUAAAGGAAGCAAAAUCCAAAGCAAAAGGACACAAAUGAUUACCGUGAAAGUUUUAAGUAAAGAUUAAUUCUUUACAUUGACUUACAUUGUUUUAAAGAACUUGGAUUUAUCUGAUUUGUUUAUUUAAAAAUUUAAUGUCAUUUUGUUACUUAACCCAUAUUUUUCUCUUUCCUUUGUAUCACUUACAUGAGCUGAGAAUCACUUUUCUUAUUAGUGUAACUUGUCCAAUUACUGUUUUUGUGAUUUUAUAUGUAUAUACAUGUAUAUCAACAAAUACCUUUUAUUACAUGAGUCUUCUAUAUAUUAAUGUCUUGAGAUACCUGCUUGGUGGUCAGUUCUAUUUCUAAAGGAAAAAUAAAAAGAAACUGAUAAAAUUAAAUUAUAGCAUAAUAUAGCUGAUAGUCAGCUUUUUAAUUAGUUUGAUUCCUAAAGUAUGAUACAUAUUUUCUAUUGCUAAUAAAGUUAUUCUGGUAAAGAACAGGGUUUUUUUUAAUUACCUGGACCACCAGAGGGAAGUCCAAGAAAGCCAUGGCUUAAGUUCUUUGAGGGCACAAUGGUUUCAUUCCCUUGUGUAGAUAGAGAUGGAAAAAUGAUCUUAAUAAAUUUCCCUCAUUUUAAUAAUGUUUGAAUAUCAUGUUUCUGUACACUUUAGUAAUAUGUCUCUAUAACCUUAUGGUUUGUUGUGCUUUUAUCAGAGUGUGAGAAUAUAGGAGGUCCUCAACUAACUCAAUUUUUCUUUUUCCUUUCUGUUUGAUAUUUAUGUAAAUAUUCUUCUAUUCUGCUGAAAGAACUCACAAUUUGUUGAUGGUUGUUAGAGUCCUUAGUGCCAUCUGUUUCCUAGUUCAGAGGAAUAACGGAAGUUUCCUUAAGAACAUAAAAAGUGGCACUGACACACACCAUAAAAUACUCUUAAUCAUUCUAGGUACAUUACCAGAACACUGUUUCCAAACUUUGAGCCCUGAUAGCUAUCUGACAUUAUCUCAUCUGAUCUUGGAUAUAUUAUUUUGACCCUAGCUCUUCUUGAUACAUGAGUCUUAAGUUUCUUAGUGUCAUUGUCAUAUUUUUCAUUCUAUUUCUUGGCUCUGGAUUUAACCUUUCUUACUCAUUAUUUUCAUAUGUAUCUGAAGGUGUCAGAUAAGAACCCAGUAACUGAUAUAACAACACAGUGGAAAGGAUUAAACCUAGAAUUAGUUCUGUCUACUGUGGGAAGAGAGGAAGACAUUAUAAAUGCUGUCACAGAAGUCCAGUAUCCCAGAAUACACAUAAGAAUCCGUUUCCUUUCACAUGUAUUCCACAUUGUUUGCCAGAGCAGUCUUUACAGUUUACACCAUCAACAGUAUUGUAUACCUGUUUGAUUUGGUCACCAUGAGACACAAAUUUUAAUAUUUCUAAUUUAAUAAUUAUAAAUGCUACUUCAUUGUUGUUUUAACUGGUAUUUUAUACAUGUGUGGGAUUAAAUACUUUGGCAUGUGUACUAGUUUGUUUUAUUACAAAUGUUCUAUUUAUGUGCUUUUCUAAUUUUUAUCAUAUAUUAGAUAUAUUGUUCUUGGUCCUCAAUAAAUUUCUAUGAUUAAUGUUGAUGUUAUGUUUUGUCUUUGGUUACAGGGUUGGGAAAUGUUCUCAUUUUUUCUGGAGGAUUCUAUAGAAUUGAGGCUAAUUCUUUGAAAUAUUUUGUAGAGUUCUGUGAAAGCAUCAAGCUGGAGAUUUUUUGAGGUGGGGUGAUAAAUGCAUAUGAUUUUAAAAAUAGGUACAGGAUGAUUUUUGAU